CCUUUGGUUCCUCUUCCCCCCUCCUCGCAUUCACCACCCGUCUUCUUAGUCGUCUCUUCACGCCGCCUCCCCGAACGGUGCCAGUUCCGCCUCCCCCUCCCAUCCUGGCCUCAUCGCGCCACCCGGUCAAUGACGGUCCGUCGUCCAAACGACGGAGAUUAGUCUCCUCUGCAGUGCCCGGCAGACAAUCAGCAUCCACCUCGACCUUCCCUCCGCCUGUCCCCUUCCCUAGGUUCAUGUCGUUCCCGUCGAGUUCGGCCUCGCCCUCGUCCAGUACCGCCGCCUCAGCCUCCGCCGCCUUCACCGCCCCACCGCCUCUUGCUGGUUUCAGGCCUCAUGCGAGCUCGGAAAUUUUACGGUUCAAUGAGGCUGGCCCUGCACUAGAUAGACGCACCGAGAGACAGCGAUCCACUCUCAGCGGGUCGGAUCGUAAGCGACGGAUAGUCAAUCUGGAGGGCGAUGCGUGGUCGAGCCGUGCAGCUCCCGAGCCGCUGACCGACGCCGGCCCGAGCAGUAGAGCAGAGAUGGAUAGCAGCAGGUCGAUCUCCCAACUCUCGUUUCAAACCCGCCAGGAUUCGGCCCUCCCCAGUUCCUCCUAUGCCACCCCAGUCGGUCUUACGACCUCACCUUUGGAAUCCCGCCCUUUGGGAACUGGAUCCUGGUCGCGUGCGGAUAACAAUUAUGUGGAGUAUAUACGGCCGCACUGGCAACCUGAUGCAGAGGUGACGAAAUGUCCCAUCUGUGGGUCAACCUUCACCUUCUGGUACAGAAAGCAUCACUGCCGUAAGUGUGGCCGAGUUGUGUGUGCGUCAUGUUCACCGCACCGGAUCACCAUCCCACGCCAGUUCAUCGUGCGCGAUCCCAGCCGGUCCCAUGCGUCAUCCUCCUUGAUCCCUCCGCGGACGGCUCCAGCCCUUGACAUAGAAGGGGAUGACACAGUCCAUUCGCCUACGGCUCUCAAUCCGGCCCUGGGUGGCGGGGAAGAGGUGCGACUUUGUAACCCCUGUGUUCCGGAUCCCAACCCAGAACCACUGCGUGGGUUUGCGACAGUUCGAACUCGUGGGGAAGCCGACUCGGGCACGGGCAUAGUGCCGGGACCCUACGUUGUUCCAUCCAGUCAAUCUCGGCGUCGGUCAUAUCAUUCAGUGUCAUCCACCACGAAUCCGUACAGUGGGGUGCUUCCCGGUACUUUCCCUUCUCGAUCGGGACGAAGGACAGUGGGCUCGAGCGAAUACUCGACAUUCGGCGGGUUUGGAAGCACCUUUGCUUCACGGUUCCACGAACGGCCUAUGGAUUACGGUUCGCUGUCCGGUCCCCGCGUCCCUCCUGCACCUAUGGGUGCUGGUGCAUCUGCUCGGCCACUUUAUCCAGCUGCCGGAAGUGCCAGCUCAUUGCCCGUGUCGUCGUCGAGAGUCCGGCCUCCGGCCCUGCAGACAUCGCAGUGGCGUCGGAACCAUGUCGAGGAGCGCGAUCUCUGUCCGAUCUGCGACCAGGCACUCCCGGCGUUGGGCGAAAACGGGAGCGAGGAUGCUCGGGAGGCACAUAUCCGCGAUUGUAUCGAAAGCCAUGGCCGGCAGGGACGCUUAUCACCCCCGAGCGGAAGCCCCGUGGCCCAAGCGCAUCUUCCUGUUCGUCUCGUGGUGUUUAAGGCCACGGAGAAGGACUGUGUUGGACAAGACGGCGGGCUGCAGGAGUGUACCAUCUGCAUGGAAGAGUAUGAGGUUGGUCAGUCCCUGGUGCGGCUCGAGUGCUUGUGCAAAUUCCACAAGCGAUGCAUCGUGGAGUGGUUUGAGCGAAAGAAGGAGUGCCCGGUGCAUAAGGUAUCCUGACUGAGCUGAUGGCUUGCUGUCGCGGCUGGAUUCGCGUUGUUUUGCAAUCGCCCCUCCCCCCCCCGGUCGCAUUCUGCGGGGUGGAUGUUGAUGUUUUGUCCGAGGGUUUUUGAGCCGGAGUCCUGGCUUGUUGUUUCUGACUUGGUGUUUGUGCUUGGCCCCCAAUGUGU
Aspergillus ibericus CBS 121593 is the source of this 1999-nucleotide messenger RNA. RefSeq names its product phosphatidylinositol-3-phosphate-binding ubiquitin-protein ligase. The record is from RefSeq and is a predicted model, not a curated record. Gene Ontology annotation, molecular function: metal ion binding. The transcript has 2 exons. The coding region runs from base 237 to 1829 and encodes 530 amino acids. Lineage: Eukaryota; Fungi; Ascomycota; Eurotiomycetes; Eurotiales; Aspergillaceae.